GACGUACAAGGAAGUGUCCCGAUCAGACAGCAGCUGCAGCUAGCAGGCUAGCAGCGGCUCAGUGGGAGCAGACAGACAGACAGACAGGUGCGCAGGCAGACGGACGGACAGACAGUGCAGCUGUCUCUGUGGAUGGAAGUGUGGAGCUCAGCGAUGGGACCGGAGAGAGUCUUACCGAACUCUGAGGACGAGCUGGGGGAGGACGAGCGUCCGGCCGACGGAGCUCUGCUGCCCGUGUGGAGCGGGGGGGAGGGAGGGGGUGAGGAGGAGGAGGGGGGGGAGGAGGAGGGGGGAGAGAUGGAGCUGGAUGGAGAGGAGGAGGAAGAGGAGGAGGAGGAGGUGAACAGCGGAGGAUAUUAUUACCAGCCUCUGAACCAGGAGCCCGACGGUGUGAAUAGCGCCGAGCAGGUGGGGGAGGAGGGGGAGGAGACGGGGGACGCUCCCUCCCAUAACGAGCAGCUGCAACAGGUGCAGCACAGGAUAGAGGUGAUGGGUCUCCACCUCCCUGAUGCUCCGCCUGCAGACAGUGACGAGGAGGAAGACCCUGAGGGGGCGGCAGCCCUGAGGAGCCGAGCGUCCAUCCCCAUGGACGCAGACCACGUGGAGCUGGUGAAGAGGACGAUGGCGGCCGUGGCGUUGCCGUCUCUCGGUGUGCCGUCGUGGGCCAGAGAGAUCUCAGACGACCAGUGGAAGGACCUGGUCCAGAACACGCUGCAGAGCCGACAGAGUGCCGCCACCCUGCGCUUGCCACGUAAGGCCAACAUCAACGGACCCUGAACGCACCACGACUACGUCAACAACCUCUGCUGUCCCUGAACACCCCACUGCAGCUCUUGGACCCAUGACAACAACAGACAUUAUCGUACCACUGCAGCUGCAACAACCAAUACUGUCCCUGAACACACCACGAUAACAACAUCAAUGAACCCUUAAGGCAUCAUGACCAUGUCAACAAUCUCUACUGUCCUUGAACACACCACCACAGCUCCAACUACUUCAACACACCCAACAACACCAUGACAGUGGAUUGUGACAAACUGCCGCAGCUGCCACAACCUCUACUGACCCUGAAUGCACCAUGACAACUUAAACGGAGCCUGAAGUCACCAUGCCCAUGUCAACAACCUCUGCUGACCCUGAAUGCACCACCACAUUACUAACUUCUACUUACCCUGAAUUCACCAUGACAACAACGGACCAUGAACACACCUGUCACACCAAGAAUCCCUACUGACCCUGAAUGCAUCACUGCAGUUUCAAUGACAUUAACAGACCCUGAACACACCACGACCAUGUCAUCACCUUCACCUGGCCCUGAAUGCACCGCCACCGCUUCAAUAUCCAUGGACCCUGAAGGCACCAGGACCACUUCAGGGACCUGGUUGGAGGGCUGGGAAAGAACAGAAUGACUGUAAAUAUUCAGAGUUGAAUCAAAACAUCAGUUUGUUUUGUUCGAAGAUUUAAAGUGAAGCUGCUGAAACUGAAACGUCUUGUCUGUUUUUUAGUCUCAAUAAAUAUUCAAUUUGAACUUUCUGGCUGAUUAAUAAAAGAUUUAUUUUUUCUCCAUCAUAGUUUCACCUGCGGCAGAUGAGUGUCGACUCACUAAAUAAACCAACAACUUUCCCAUGAUCCUCGUGUUGAAUAAACGACUAAAGAAACCGUUGAAACGUUUCUGUUUUGGUGACGUCAAAGAAAUCUCAGAAUAAUAAACAUCAGAAUCAGACUGAUGAAGUCGACACGUAGAACAUCUGCACGUUCACCUUGUGCAUUAAAAUCACAUCUGGAAAAUUCAAACUCGAGUUCAGAUCGAAAUUCAGAUCUUUGACGGUCAGUUUCAGUUUCUGUCUUCAGAUCAGCUUCAAGUGAACUGACACAGAGACCACCUGAGUUCUGGUUCAGCUGAUCCUCCAGCUGACAGACCUCCACAUCAGGUCGUCUCUGUCACAUCAGGACUCAGCUGCAUUCAGCUGGAUUCAGGACCUGGCUGUAAACAUGUCAUCACAGUCUACAAGAGAAAACUGGAUCACAUUUAUUCAUAAGAAUAAAAAUCUGAAGCUAAAUUAAA
Epinephelus lanceolatus (giant grouper) is the source of this 2065-nucleotide messenger RNA. It is a transcript of the gene mea1, whose product is annotated as male-enhanced antigen 1. Gene Ontology annotation, biological process: spermatogenesis. Lineage: Eukaryota; Metazoa; Chordata; Actinopteri; Perciformes; Serranidae. The record is from RefSeq and is a predicted model, not a curated record.